AUGGAUGACUACGACCGGGAACCUUCUAUAGCUCUUGUCGAUCAUUCUGUUUUAACCCGCAGUGCAUCCCGGAUCACCCCUCCCUCACGGCAAGGACAGCAGCAUACACCUCCAGUUUCCUCUCGCCCGAGACGUCAACCGACCUAUGUGGCCUCUCCAGCUAUACAAGCAGCUCACGCUUAUCCUUUGGACGCGAGGUUGUCGGAUUAUAUGCGUCAGGUUCAAGGAUUGAAUGCGGGUGCAUCUCAUCAGCCGAGAGGAGAAAGGACUGCGUUAUGGCCAGGACAGCAUGUACUCGGGCAAACGAUUCUACCUAUCACGGAACGACCUGCUGAGACUGUCGACAGCCUUGUUCUACACGCCCAACGAAUGCAAGCGUGGGUUUUCGAUCAAUCGAGGCCUCAGCCUGCGACGUCUGGUCAACCCGCACCAGCUAACUACAACUAUACUCCCGAAGAAGUUCACACUGCAUCCGCCGAAUCACCACCAGGAACAUACGUGGCGGAGGGAGGCGCGACCCAACAACAUGUCCCACGGUCGGAGGCUGCUCCAGUGUCACCACAGGCCGCUCCGGAACUUCCCACUGAGGCUCCGACAAGUCACAUUACGCAACAACCACCACUCGAACGAACUAAAAGGACGAAGCCUCAACAGUUUGUGCGUGAAAAUCGCCCCGAGGCGCCGGUGAAGCCUGUCGCGCCAUCACGCAAUAGUACUCUACCGCAGAUCCAGGAUUCCGUCGCUACACUUCCGCAAAUACUUGGACAUUCUCUCACUCAGCAUCGUGCUUCUCAACGAAGAGGAUUGGUGAAACCGUGUUUGCGUUCACCACCACCGCACUCCCCUCUACCCGAUCAAAAGGCGAAUCAGGAACUAGAAGCACUUUUCGAACAGUUCAGGGAAUCUGACAUCGAAUGUGACUCAGAACCUGCUCCGCACGAGUACCGCCUCGAACUACACGUAAACAAACCUGGCAGCGGUCGCAAUCUUCAUAUAAACCCGAUUGGCUGGCGUCGUUUAUGUCCGCUUUCCAUUGAUGCAGGCAUGAGCUACAAAGAGAAAUGCAUUGCACAAUUUCGCCUAUCUGAUCCCUUCCCGGAGGAGAGAGAGGAGGUGCUAUGGGAGAGAUACUGGAAGGAGAGGAGGGCGUUGGAGGAGCGUCAAAAUCCGAGACUUUACGACAGAGCCCUGUGUGGAGAUCGAUAUUUGCCCGCGAAUUACACACCACCCAAGCAUGGAUACAUUGAUGCCAUGCGCUACAAAGUUCAUUGUACGCCAUUCGAAGUCUUGAUCAAAGCUGGUGUGGAUAGGAACUGGGCGAAGACAUUCUGUGAUGGAGUGAUGCUUGCAUACAGACAGGGUGAUCUCAAACCUAAGGGCGCCCUUGUAACGCGUAUUUACCUCCCUUACUCUCUCCACCGAAUCGAAGUCGGCGUGGUGACGCGGGCUGGGCCCGAUCGCACGGAUAACGUCUUCGCUCUGGGAUAUCGCCUCCUCAAAUGUGACCGACCCGUCCCCAGCGACAGUGCUUAUGAUGUGAUGUUCAAUCGCGACAUCGGCCAAGUCUUCAGUUAUGACAGGUGGCGAAGCCUGGUCUGGACUUGGUGGGAGCAGCGCGAAGACGGGCCUGAACGUUGGUUUCGUGAUCCCAUGGAGGCUGCCGAUAUUGAUGCGUUCGUGAAGAAUCUUCAGUUGUACAAGUACAUCCAAGACCCAGUUAUCAUGAGACAAGUUUGUUUGAAGUUCUUGCUUGCUUGCCUCGCGUCUGAUCUGCAUAUCCCGGCGACAGAGCGUGCUGAGCCUCACAAUUAUGGGACAUACACUAUGGAGUUUGCUACGUCUAUGAUGUGUAAAGAGGAUUUGGAGGAAUAG
Messenger RNA from Saitoella complicata NRRL Y-17804, 1872 nucleotides. RefSeq lists its product as uncharacterized. The record is from RefSeq and is a predicted model, not a curated record. The transcript has a single exon. Bases 1 to 1872 code for a protein of 623 amino acids. NCBI's taxonomy places the organism in Eukaryota, Fungi, Ascomycota, Saitoellomycetes, Saitoellales, Saitoellaceae.